Molecule: messenger RNA, 879 nt
Organism: Drosophila rhopaloa
Lineage: Eukaryota; Metazoa; Arthropoda; Insecta; Diptera; Drosophilidae
Gene: GstO3
Product: pyrimidodiazepine synthase
Exons: 2
Coding region: 55-780 (241 amino acids)
Biological process (GO): glutathione metabolic process
Cellular component (GO): cytoplasm
Molecular function (GO): glutathione transferase activity; glutathione dehydrogenase (ascorbate) activity
Source: RefSeq, a predicted model, not a curated record
UCGAGUUGACUUCAACAAUAAUUUCUACUCCGAUACAAUUUUUGCAAAAACAAAAUGAGUUCUGGUAAACAUUUGGCCAAAGGUUCUGCCAAGCCUGUCCUGCCUGAUGAUGGUCUCCUCCGUCUAUACUCCAUGAGGUUCUGCCCCUAUGCCCAGCGGGCCCAUCUCGUCCUGAACGCCAAGAACGUGCCUCACCACACCGUGUACAUUAAUCUCGAGAGUAAGCCGGAAUGGUUGGUGGAUGUGAGCGCGCUGCUGAAGGUUCCUGCCCUCCAGUUGGUGGACGAAAAGGAUCAGCCCUCGCUCAUUGAGUCGCUGAUAAUUGCAGAGUACCUGGAUGAGAAGUACCCGCAGAAUCCGCUCCUGCCCAAGGAUCCCCUUAAGCGGGCCCAGGACAAGAUUCUAUUGGAGCGCUUCAGCGGCAUCACCGGUGCCUUCAUGAAGAUCUUGACGCAGAAUACCGGUCUGGAGGACUACUGGACCGCACUGGACAUCUUCGAGCAGGAGCUGACCAAGCGGGGCACCAGCUUCUUUGGCGGCGACAAGCCCGGAUUCGUGGACUACAUGAUCUGGCCGUGGUUCGAGCGCCUCUCCGUUAUCAAGCUUAAGCUGCCGGAGGAGUAUAACUUCGACGAAAAGCGCUUCUCCAAAAUAGCCCAGUGGAUUGCCCUUCUGAAGGAGGAUUCGGUGGUCAAGUCCUUCUAUGCCACGCCCGAGAACCAUAACGAGUUCUGGCGAACCCGAAAGGCCGGCAAUACAAACUACGAUCUGCUGGCUUAGAGUAACUUCUACAAUUAAUUCAAAAAACAUAUUUAAAUAUUUACCUUAACAAAAAUAUUAAAACAAAAAAGAAAUUAAAUACAAAAUAAAUAAAAUCUA